This is a messenger RNA of Callorhinchus milii (elephant shark), 1556 nucleotides long. RefSeq names its product leucine-rich single-pass membrane protein 1-like. The record is from RefSeq and is a predicted model, not a curated record. The transcript is spliced from 4 exons. Bases 171 to 671 code for a protein of 166 amino acids. NCBI's taxonomy places the organism in Eukaryota, Metazoa, Chordata, Chondrichthyes, Chimaeriformes, Callorhinchidae.
AAAUCAAAUUCAGGGAUUAUUUGUCUAAAAUUUUGAUGAAUGGAUUUAUUCUGAUUCUAGGUCUUUUUUUAAUGGAGUAGGCUCAUGUGGAAUCUUCUUUUGAGGAACGGGAAUGCCUGUAGAAUUUCAAUUCACAUUGCUACAAAGCUGCGCUUUAUUUCUUGUGCCAGAUGAAAAUGCAGAACGAUUUCAAGGAGUUGGCCCAGGUUGACUUGGACAUUGAAGGAAAGCUGUACGUGGUCGAUUCGAUAAAUAACUUGCACAAAGCAAAUGCUUGCCAAGACCCGAGCAAUGCAUUUUCAAAAUAUGGCGGGGGUCCUGCAGAAGCCGAAACAGUCAGCACAGAAGAAGCGCAGAACAGCAACAGAAAAGCGACGUCUGAUGCUGCCAAAUCUCCUGGGAUUAGUCCUGAACCUUGUUUCCAUCGUUUGAGGAAACGCAUGCUCCCAUGUGUGAUGACCGUGCUGCUGCUGGUGAGCUUUGGGCUGGGAGCGCUUGCCAUCUAUCUUAUCGUCCGGAUGGAAAACCAGUUGGAUUACAUCUUGAACAAAGUGGAUUCUGAAGAGAAAAACAUUGAGAAAAUCAAGCUGCUGAUGCUGAACCACUUAAAUCUUUCUGAAGAGACAACAGCAACUGAAGGUACCUCUCCAGCCGCUGCCCUGCGCCCAUGAGUCCAAGGAGCAUGUGAUGGCAGGGCAUCGUCAUGCUUAUGUGGACAGCUGAACUGCUGCAUAUCUUCCAAAAGCAUCAAAGGAUUUCCUGAUGUCAUGAGGAAGCUUACAUUUGUGCUUUAUGCAGUCUUCUUCCACGUUGUCUGGCGUUGCACUGAUCGGACAUCAGUCCAGCAAACACAGCCACUUGUGAUGUAAGUGGAUCUUAUUUGGUGCAAAAAAUUUUAUGGGAGGCAUUUUGUGAUUGGACGGCUGUCUGCAGUGAAUAUCAUAACGCCUCAGCACAAGCUGUCUUCGUCCCAUUAAACAGCUGCACUCCAAAGUGUGUUGUCACUGAAAUGCCUGAACCCGAAACUCUCGGAACAGUCGCUGGCCAGUGGUGAGCCCCCGGGGAUGGUAUUGGGUCUUGCAAAUGGAGACUGGCAGGUGGAGCAAACAGUAAAUCUGUGACUGUAAGUUGGUGAGACAGCUGAGUUGCAUUUGAAUGGAAGUGGCUGUAUCGCAAUGCGUAGUGAUCAUCACUCUGUUGCAUUGCCUGAUUGCAAUGUGUUGGUGAUGGGAGUUUUUUCCUCUUUGAUAUUCUUUAAACUCAAUACGUUCAUUUUUUUUUCAUUUGGAAUUUCAUGAGUUAAUCAUGGCAAGAAAUCUCCCCUGUUAUUUCUGUUGCUCUAUUCCACAGUGCGAUUGUUUUCAUGCUGCACAAAGGAGUUACAUUAAAUGCUCCCUUGGUUUGAAUUAGGAAUGGAUAAACAUGUAUUUAUGUAUUGGAAUGCUGAAUAUUAAUAAUCCUUGCCUUGGAUCUUGCACAUUUCCUCAUGGGAAGAUGUCUCAAAGUGCUUCACAGGGUUUCCAGUAAAGUGUGAUUGUAUUUUGCGGCAAAUAUGG